GGACGCUGUAGGGUGCAGUCCUCUAACCUGCACGUCGCUGCAUCCACCCAGACUGUCCCCCAGGCUGUCCCUCUGCACCGGGCUGAACAUACCGCUGCUGCACAAAAUUCACUCCAUCUGCACAGGAGGACGGGGAGCGCUGCUGGAAUUUAAUAUAUCCUUCUUUUUUUGUUUUGUGGUCCGUAUCGACUCCCCUCCAAGAUGCCCAACUUCUCAGGAAACUGGAAAAUGAAACAUUCCGAGAAUUUCGAGGAGAUGCUGAAAGCUUUGGGCGUCAAUGUUAUGUUAAGGAAAAUUGCGGUGGCUGCGGCCUCGAAACCGGCUGUGGAGAUCAAGCAGGAAGAUGAGUCCUUCUACAUCAAAACUUCCACCACCGUUCGCACCACCGAGAUCCACUUCAAAAUCGGAGAGGAGUUCGAGGAGCAGACAGUAGAUGGUCGUCCAUGUAAGAGUAUGGCCAAAUGGGAAAGUGAGAACAAGAUGGUGUGUGAACAAAAGCUUCUUAAAGGGGAUGGACCCAAGACUUCCUGGUCAAGGGAACUGACCAACGAUGGAGAACUUAUCCUGACCAUGACCGCUGAUGACGUCGUCUGCACACGGAUUUACAUCAGGGAAUAAAGCAACUGAACUGCCCAAGGAACCCAAGGCGUGACCUACUCCGGCCAAUAGUCUGAACCAUAUAUAACACUUAUUUUGAAACAGAGAGUAUCCCGUUUACAGCAACAUAAAGUUAAGCCAACGCUUCUCCUGUAAUGUCUACCAUCUUUCAUCUUUACUCUUUGGAAGGCGGUAGAAAGGCUUUUAACUCCAUCCAUGGAGUGGACGCCAGGGAGCAGCGUUAACGGGACUGAAUUAACAAUGGGGCAAUGAUUGACUUGUCAGUGUGCGAUAAAGCAAAAGGUUAAUCUAUAGAUUAGAUGGACCAUUCCAAAUCUAUCUUAGAAACCUCUGUCGGCCAUUUUGAAUGUGUGGCAAACUAAAUCUGCCUACUUUUUGAAGAUGAGCUACCAACUAAAAAAUGUAUCCAGGAAGGCUCUUUGUAAUAAGAAUUUGGUAUGAGGCAAAGAUGUAAAUACGUAGUGAGUGAUAGUACUAAACAAGACCCGAAUGUGUAUUUCUGUAUUUCAGACUAUAAGACUCACUGCAUAAUAAGACAUAUGCAAGAUGUCAAUGAUAAGUGAGUCUUAUAGUCAGAAGAAAAAUUGAUACUAGGCUUUGAAGGCAAACAUGACCCUGGUUGUGUGAAUAUUUCCCUCAGAUUGAGCCCACCGAGGGCCACUUUAUCCUUUAGUCAUAGAUUG
Bufo bufo (common toad) is the source of this 1301-nucleotide messenger RNA. It is a transcript of the gene CRABP2, whose product is annotated as cellular retinoic acid binding protein 2. Lineage: Eukaryota; Metazoa; Chordata; Amphibia; Anura; Bufonidae. Bases 202 to 618 code for a protein of 138 amino acids. The record is from RefSeq and is a predicted model, not a curated record. Gene Ontology annotation, cellular component: cytosol; nucleus. Gene Ontology annotation, molecular function: fatty acid binding. Gene Ontology annotation, biological process: fatty acid transport. The transcript has 4 exons.